GGUCGCCCAAGGAUUGUUAGUCAAGAUGGCGCUGGCAGCUGCUGCGGCGAGGGUUUGGGAGCCAAGUCGAGGCUUGGGCCAGGUCGGCCUCCUGGUCCUGCGGAGGCUUGGGGCUCGGGGGCUUGCUAGAUCUCACCCCCAGAGGCAGCAGCAGCAGCACUUCUCGUCCCUGGAUGACAAGCCCCAGUUCCCAGGGGCCUCAGCGGAGUUUAUAGACAAGCUAGAGUUCAUCCAGCCCAAUGUCAUCUCUGGGAUCCCCAUCUACCGUGUCAUGGACCGGCAGGGCCAGAUCAUCAACCCCAGCGAGGAUCCCCACCUGCCCCAGGAGAAGGUGCUCAAGUUCUACAAGAGCAUGACGCUGCUCAACACCAUGGACCGCAUCCUCUAUGAGUCCCAGAGGCAGGGCCGGAUAUCUUUCUACAUGACCAACUAUGGCGAGGAGGGGACGCACGUGGGGAGUGCAGCCGCCCUGGACAACACGGACCUGGUGUUCGGCCAAUACCGGGAGGCAGGCGUGCUCAUGUACCGGGACUACCCGCUGGAACUGUUCAUGGCCCAGUGCUACGGCAAUGUGAGCGACCUGGGCAAGGGACGCCAGAUGCCCGUCCACUAUGGCUGCCAGGAGCGCCACUUCGUCACCAUCUCCUCUCCGCUGGCCACGCAGAUCCCUCAGGCGGUGGGGGCGGCCUAUGCAGCCAAGCGGGCCAACGCCAACAGGGUUGUCAUCUGUUACUUCGGAGAGGGGGCAGCCAGUGAGGGGGACGCCCACGCUGGCUUCAACUUCGCUGCCACACUUGAGUGCCCCAUCAUCUUCUUCUGCCGGAACAAUGGCUACGCCAUCUCCACGCCCACCUACGAGCAGUACCGUGGGGAUGGCAUCGCGGCUCGAGGCCCUGGAUAUGGCAUCCUGUCCAUCCGCGUGGACGGCAACGAUGUGUUUGCCGUGUACAAUGCCACAAAGGAGGCCCGGCGGCGGGCCGUGGCAGAGAACCAGCCCUUCCUCAUUGAGGCCAUGACCUACAGGAUCGGGCACCACAGCACCAGCGAUGACAGCUCAGCGUACCGCUCGGUGGAUGAGGUUAACUACUGGGAUAAGCAGGACCACCCCAUCUCCCGGCUGAGGCACUACCUGCAGGGCCGCGGCUGGUGGGAUGAUGAGCAGGAGAAGGCCUGGAGGAAGCAGUCCCGCAGGAAGGUGAUGGAGGCCUUUGAGCAGGCUGAGCGGAAGCUGAAGCCCAACCCCAACCUGCUCUUCUCAGACGUGUAUCAGGAGAUGCCUCCCCAGCUCCGCAAGCAGCAGGAAUCUCUGGCCCGUCACCUCCAGACCUACGGUGAACACUACCCCCUGGACCACUUUGAGAAGUGAGGCCGCUCGCCCCACCCGCCUCAACCACCCCAAGGGGCAGAGGGGACUGGAGGGACGCUACUCCUUCCACACACAGCCCCCUCAAAAUACUCAGGCCAGGCCAGUACCGGGUGGCUCCUGCUCACCAUCCCCGCGCCUACAGGCUGUUACAUUGGUGGGGCCUCGUCAGCCCCCUCUCCGGCUUUUGUUACAGGGCCUUCUCUCGGGGGCUGGGCCAGGGCCCCUCGAGGACUGGAAGCCCCUUCUGGGCUGGGGGUGGAUGUGGCAGCUCAGCCUGUGGGAUUCAGAGUGUGAGGUGGUCAGCAGGGAGUGAAUAAACUGUCUCUCUGCCUUUG
Messenger RNA from Camelus dromedarius (Arabian camel), 1701 nucleotides. RefSeq names its product branched chain keto acid dehydrogenase E1 subunit alpha (gene BCKDHA). The transcript has 9 exons. The record is from RefSeq and is a predicted model, not a curated record. Gene Ontology annotation, biological process: branched-chain amino acid catabolic process. Bases 26 to 1366 code for a protein of 446 amino acids. Lineage: Eukaryota; Metazoa; Chordata; Mammalia; Artiodactyla; Camelidae. Gene Ontology annotation, molecular function: oxidoreductase activity, acting on the aldehyde or oxo group of donors, disulfide as acceptor.